This is a messenger RNA of Diospyros lotus (date-plum), 7399 nucleotides long. Its product is annotated as calpain-type cysteine protease DEK1. NCBI's taxonomy places the organism in Eukaryota, Viridiplantae, Streptophyta, Magnoliopsida, Ericales, Ebenaceae. Gene Ontology annotation, molecular function: calcium-dependent cysteine-type endopeptidase activity. The transcript is spliced from 32 exons. The record is from RefSeq and is a predicted model, not a curated record. Gene Ontology annotation, cellular component: cytoplasm. The coding region runs from base 358 to 6792 and encodes 2144 amino acids. Gene Ontology annotation, biological process: proteolysis.
AUUGUUCACUGUCUUUACUCAUGGUUCCUCUCUCUCUCUCCAAAAGCAAAAACCACUCACCUUUGGCCCUUUCCUAAAUUCUUUUGCACAGUGUUGUUGGUAGGGUUCUCCUAAUCUUUCAGCGUAUCUCUGCGAAGAGUUGGAGGACACUGAAGGAAGAAAGAAAGAUUGGGGCCAGAAUUUUCUCUCCGUGUCUCUCUCUAAAACCCUAGCUUUACUCGUCUGCUGUAACCUAGGUUGCGGGGCUGGAAAUCCGCUCAAGUAUGGCUCAAUUUUCGGUCUGCGACUUGUCCGAGCCGUCUCCCGAGUUCAGAGCACGUCACUGAAUUAGUUGGGAGAGAAAGAGGGGAAGAAAUAAUGGGAGGAGACGAGCGUGAAUUAGUGCUGGCAUGCGUGAUACCGGGGGCCCUUUUCUCUCUUUUGUGUUCGGCUUCUUUUUCUAUACUCUGGGCGGUAAAUUGGCGGCCAUGGCGGAUUUAUAGUUGGAUCUUUGCUCGGAAAUGGUCGGAUUUCUUACAAGGACCUCAGCUGGGAAUAUUAUGUGGUUUCCUGUCUCUGUCUGCGUGGAUGGUUGUCAUUUCUCCAGUUGUGGUGCUCAUUGUUUGGGGAUGCUGGUUAAUUAUAAUAUUGGGUCGAGAUAUAAUUGGUUUGGCUGUGAUAAUGGCUGGAACUGCUCUUCUUUUGGCAUUCUAUUCAAUCAUGCUUUGGUGGAGGACACAAUGGCAAAGCUCAAGGGCUGUUGCUGUACUACUACUUCUGGCUGUUGCCCUCCUCUGUGCAUAUGAACUCUGUGCUGUGUAUGUUACAGCAGGUUCAAGUGCAUCCGAUAGAUAUUCUCCUUCUGGCUUUUUCUUCGGUGUAUCAGCAAUUGCUCUAGCAAUAAACAUGCUUUUUAUUUGCAGGAUGGUCUUUAAUGGGAAUGGUUUAGAUGUAGAUGAAUAUGUGCGAAAGGCAUACAAGUUUGCAUAUUCUGAUUGUAUUGAAGUUGGUCCGUUAGCUUGCUUGCCUGAACCACCUGAUCCAAAUGAAUUAUACCCUCGGCAAUCUCGCAGGGCUUCACAUCUAGGGCUUCUCUAUCUUGGCUCACUUGCUGUACUUCUUGUUUAUUCUAUCUUAUAUGGUCUGACUGCAAAGGAGGCACAUUGGCUAGGGGCCAUCACGUCAGCUGCUGUUGUUAUUCUUGAUUGGAACAUGGGGGCUUGCUUAUAUGGGUUUCAGCUUCUUAAAAGUCGCAUUGUGGCGCUUCUUGUUGCGGGCACAGCUCGAGUGUCUCUAAUUUGCUUUGGAGUUCAUUACUGGUAUCUCGGACACUGUGUUAGUUAUGCAGUAGUAGCAUCUGUGCUUUUAGGUGCCGCUGUUUCUCGUCAUUUAUCAGUCACAAAUCCUUUAGCUGCAAGGAGAGAUGCCUUAAAGAGUACUGUGAUUCGCCUGAGGGAGGGGUUCCACAAGAAAGAACAGAACAGUUCAUCUAGCUCUUCUGAAGGUUGUGACUCAAGUGUGAAACGCAGUAGCAGUGCUGAGGUGGGUCAGCUCGGUAAUAGUGUUGUACAUUGCACGGGUGAUGCUAAUGGCUGGCACAAUGUUGAGGGGAUCAAUAGUGAUAAGAGCAUUGAUAGUGGAAGGCCGAGUUUGGUAUUACAUAGUAGUUCCUGUCACUCAGUUGUUCAAGAGACAGAAACAGGAACUUCCUAUGUAGAUAAAAACUUUGAGCAAAAUACUUCUCUAGUAGCUUGUUCUAGUAGUGGUCUUGAAAGUCUGGCCUGUGAGUCAAGUGCAUCAAUUUCAGCAAAUCAACAAGUGCUAGAAAAUUUAGCUCUUGUAUUCCAAGACAAGUUGAAUGACCCAAGGAUUACAUCUAUGUUGAAAAAGAGAGCCAGACAGGGUGAUCAAGAACUAACUACCUUGUUGCAGGAUAAAGGGCUAGAUCCUAAUUUUGCUAUGAUGUUGAAGGAGAAGGGAUUAGAUCCAACUAUCCUUGCAUUGCUGCAGAGAAGUAGUUUGGAUGCUGAUAGAGAUCAUCAUGACAACACUGAUAUAACCGUCAUUGACUCAAAUAGUGUCGAUAAUGCUUUACCCAAUCAAAUUUCCCUUUCAGAAGAACUUAGGCUUCGGGGGCUAGAAAAAUGGCUUCAAUUUUCCAGACUGGUUUUGCACUAUAUAGCUGGUACACCAGAGAGAGCAUGGGUUCUCUUUAGUUUCAUUUUCAUCAUUGAGACUGUUAUUGUGGGAAUUUUUCGACCAAAGACCGUUGAAGUUAUAAAUGCUGCACAUCAACAGUUUGAAUUUGGUUUGGCCGUGUUGCUUCUGUCUCCUGUUGUAUGUUCUAUCAUGGCUUUCCUUCGGUCACUUCAAGCUGAGGAAAUGGUUAUGACUUCAAAACCACGUAAGUAUGGUUUUGUUGCCUGGAUGCUGAGCACUUGUGUUGGUUUGCUGCUUUCCUUCUUGAGCAAGUCAUCGCUACUUCUUGGGUUGUCUUUGACUGUCCCUCUUAUGGUGGUAUGCUUAUCUAUUGCUAUUCCAAUAUGGAUUCGUAAUGGCUACCAGUUUUGGGUUUCAAGAAUUGAUAGCUCAGGAGAUGGAGGAAACCAUCGAACUCUGGGAAUGAAUGAGGGUGUUAUUCUUUUUGUCUGCUUGUCAUUAUUUGGUGGAUCUGUAUUAGCUCUUGGUGCAAUAGUAUCUGCCAAGCCUUUAGAUGAGUUAGGCUACAAGGGAUGGACUGGUGGCAAUAGCAGCAUUACAUCUCCUUAUGCAUCAUCAGUGUACCUUGGCUGGGCAAUGGCCUCUGCAAUUGCCUUAGUAGUUACUGGUAUCCUGCCAAUCAUAUCAUGGUUCACUACAUACCGGUUCUCUCUUUCUUCUGCCAUAUGUGUUGGCAUAUUUGCAGUUGUCCUAGUAGCAUUUUCAGGUGUUUCCUACUUGGAGGUUGUGAGUUCUAGGGAUGACCAGGUUCCUACAAAAGCUGAUUUCCUUGCUGCUUUGCUUCCUUUAGUGUGCAUUCCCGCAUUGCUGUCACUUUGCUCUGGUUUGCUUAAAUGGAAAGAUGAUGACUGGAAACUUUCUCGAGGUGCUUAUGUAUUCAUUAUUGUUGGUCUGCUUCUUCUGCUUUGUGCAAUAUCUGCUGUUAUUGCUAUUGUUAGACCUUGGACGAUUGGAGCUGCGUUUCUUUUAGUUCUUCUGCUCAUUGUUUUAGCUAUUGGUGUCAUCCACCAGUGGGCUUCGAGCAAUUUUUAUUUGACCAGGAUGCAGAUGUUCUUUGUUUGUUUCCUUGCUUUUCUGUUGGCUUUGGCAGCAUUUCUUGUAGGAUGGUUUGAAGACAAACCUUUGGUUGGAGCAUCUGUUGGAUACUUCUCAUUUCUUUUUCUUCUGGCUGGAAGGGCGUUGACUGUGCUUCUUUCACCUCCUAUUGUAGUCUAUUCCCCAAGGGUGCUCCCUGUCUAUGUUUAUGAUGCUCAUGCAGAUUGUGGAAAAAAUGUCAGUGCAGCAUUCCUUAUGCUUUAUGGGAUUGCAUUGGCAACAGAAGGAUGGGGUGUUGUUGCCAGUUUGAAAAUCUACCCACCAUUUGCUGGGGCUGCUGUAUCAGCAAUUACUCUUGUUGCUGCAUUUGGAUUUGCUGUCUCUCGCCCAUGCCUGACUCUUAAGAUGAUGGAAGACGCUGUUCAUUUCCUCAGUAAGGAAACCAUUGUUCAAGCAAUUGCUAGAUCUGCCACUAAGACAAGAAAUGCAAUAUCUGGAACAUAUUCAGCGCCACAGAGGUCUGCUAGUUCGGCUGCACUUUUGGUUGGAGACCCUACUGCCAUGCGUGAUCGGGCAGGGAAUUUUGUGCUUCCUAGAGCAGAUGUAAUGAAAUUGCGAGAUCGUCUAAGAAAUGAAGAACUUGCUGCGGGGUCAUUCUUCUGGAGAAUAAGAAAAGGAAGAAUGUUACGGCUUGAAUCUAACAGUGAUGUAGGCCAUCGAAGAGAAAUGUGUGCACAUGCACGGAUUCUGGCUUUAGAAGAGGCAAUUGAUACAGAGUGGGUUUACAUGUGGGAUAAAUUUGGUGGUUAUCUCCUUCUAUUGCUUGGUUUGACUGCCAAGGCAGAGCGUGUGCAGGAUGAGGUUCGUUUGGGACUCUUUCUUGAUAGCAUAGGAUUUUCAGAUCUAAGUGCUAAGAAAAUUAAAAAGUGGAAUCCAGAAGACCGCAGACAGUUUGAAAUCACACAGGAGAGUUAUAUAAGAGAAAAGGAGAUGGAAGAGGAAAUGUUGAUGCAGAGACGGGAAGAAGAGGGUAGAGGUAAAGAAAGAAGAAAGGCUCUUCUUGAGAGGGAAGAACGAAAAUGGAAGGAAAUAGAAGCUUCUCUUAUAUCGUCAAUUCCAAAUGCUGGCAAUAGGGAGGCAGCAGCCAUGGCAGCUGCAGUGCGUGCAGUUGGAGGUGAUUCUGUUCUUGAUGACUCUUUUGCACGUGAGAGAGUUUCAAACAUAGCACAUCGUAUUCGAACAGCUCAGUUAUCUCGGCGAGCUCUUCAGACCGGAGUUGUGGGUGCUAUUUGUGUCCUUGAUGACGAACCAACUACAGUUGGCAGACAUUGUGGUCAUAUUGAUCCUAGCAUAUGUGAAAGUCAAAAGGUCAGCUUCUCUAUUGCAGUGACAAUUCAGCCCGAAUCUGGGCCAGUUUGUCUGUUAGGUACUGAGUUUCAGAAGAAAGUGUGCUGGGAAAUCCUUGUGGCUGGUUCGGAACAAGGUUUUGAGGCUGGACAAGUUGGACUAAGAUUAAUCACUAAAGGUGAUAGACAAACUACGGUAGCAAAAGAAUGGAGUAUUGGUGCAACUAGUAUCACUGAUGGAAGGUGGCAUAUGGUAACAGUGACUAUUGAUGCUGAUUUGGGUGAGGCAACUUGCUAUCUUGACGGUGUAUAUGAUGGCUAUCAGACUGGUCUACCUUUGCUUGUGAGCAACAGCAUUUGGGAGCAAGGCACAGAAGUUUGGAUUGGUAGCAGACCUCCUACAGAUGUGGAUGCAUUUGGGAGGUCAGAUAGUGAAGGAGCUGAAUCUAAGAUGCAUUUGAUGGAUGUUUUUCUUUGGGGAAGGUGCUUGACUGAAGAUGAAAUUGCUUCUCUUCAUAAUGCCUUGGGAUCUGCUGAAUACAAUGUGAUUGAUCUUCAAGAAGAUAAUUGGCAAUGGGCAGAAUCUCCUUCCCGGGUUGAUGAGUGGGACAGUGAUCCUGCAGAUGUGGAUCUCUGUGAUAGGGAUGAUGUAGAUUGGGAUGGACAAUAUUCUAGUGGGAGGAAAAGAAGGUCCGAUCGUGAAAUGGUCAUGGUAGAUGUGGAUUCUUUUACCAGAAAGUUGAGGAAACCUAGGAUGGAAACACAGGAAGAGAUGAAUCAUCGGAUGCUUUCAGUUGAAUUGGCUGUCAAAGAAGCCCUUUCUGCAAGAGGGGAAACCCAUUUCACUGAUCAGGAGUUUCCUCCAAAUGAUCGAUCUCUAUUUGUAGAUCCUGAACAUCCCCCAUCAAAACUACAGGUUGUUUCUGAAUGGAUGAGGCCAACUGAAAUAGUGAAAGAGAACAAUUUGAAUUCUUAUCCGUGCUUAUUUUCUGGUGCUGCAAAUCCUUCUGAUGUUUGUCAGGGGCGACUGGGUGAUUGUUGGUUUCUGAGCGCUGUUGCUGUUUUAACUGAGGUUUCCCGGAUAUCAGAAGUUAUAAUUACACCAGAAUAUAAUGAGGAAGGGAUCUACACAGUUCGUUUUUGUAUUCAGGGUGACUGGGUUCCUGUUGUCGUUGAUGAUUGGAUUCCAUGUGAAUCACCUGGUAGACCUUCAUUUGCUACCAGUAAGAAGGGGAACGAACUCUGGGUUUCAAUAUUGGAGAAGGCAUAUGCCAAACUACACGGCUCUUAUGAGGCAUUAGAAGGUGGGCUUGUGCAAGAUGCUCUUGUGGACCUCACUGGAGGUGCUGGUGAGGAGAUUGACAUGAGAAGUGCGCAGGCCCAGAUUGAUCUAGCAAGUGGAAGACUCUGGUCUCAAUUAUUACGCUUCAAACAAGAGGGAUUUCUACUAGGUGCUGGGAGUCCUUCAGGUUCAGAUGUGCAUGUUUCUUCCAGCGGCAUUGUGCAAGGGCAUGCUUACUCUUUGUUGCAGGUAAGAGAAGUGGAUGGCCAUAAACUUGUUCAAAUUCGAAAUCCAUGGGCAAAUGAAGUGGAGUGGAAUGGUGCUUGGUCUGAUUCAUCAAUCGAAUGGACUGAUAGGAUGAGGCACAAGCUUAAGCAUGUCCCACAGUCAAAAGAUGGUAUAUUCUGGAUGUCUUGGCAAGACUUUCAGAUACACUUCCGUUCAAUAUAUGUUUGUCGUGUCUACCCCCCUGAGAUGCGGUACUCUGUGCAUGGCCAAUGGCGUGGUUACAGUGCUGGUGGCUGCCAAGAUUAUGAUACAUGGCAUCAGAACCCCCAGUUCCGAAUCAGGGCUGUGGGGCCAGAUGCAUCAUUUCCCAUUCAUGUAUUCCUUACCUUAACACAGGGUGUGAGCUUCUCAAGGACCUCAGCUGGUUUCAGGAACUACCAGUCCAGUCAUGAUUCAUUGAUGUUUUACAUUGGGAUGAGGAUACUCAAGACUCGUGGUCGUAGGGCUGCUUAUAACAUUUAUAUGCAUGAAUCCGUAGGCGGUACAGAUUAUGUUAAUUCUCGAGAAAUAUCAUGUGAAAUGGUCCUAGAGCCUGACCCAAAGGGUUACACAAUAGUGCCUACAACAAUCCACCCUGGAGAAGAAGCACCAUUCGUUCUCUCUGUGUUCACUAAAGCAUCAGUAACUCUUGAAGCUUUAUAGCACACAAUGAUGACUCGUCGGUUGUUUUUGUUUUAUUUGGGCUUGAUGCACAUCUGCAAAAUGUUGGAUUGCUUCAGUUGUGGCUGGAUUGUGCAUGCCUGCAAGAAAUUUUGAAAGAGCUUGAAUGGAUUGAAAGAGCAUCAUGGGUCAUGCUGCUCCUUGUUGCAGACACAGCAUCUGGUAGUCCCUUUAUUUUCCGUCUUUCCUGCAAGCUCAGAGGACGCCAGAUUUCAUUCUUCGGCGAGUUUAUAGCUUCUAUCUAUCUAUCCAAAGGUAUGAUUGCGCAAAAAUGAUUUCUGGAUAAAAUCUUGAGAUCAUCUGGGCAGAUGUGUCUGGUUGGGCCAUUUGGAAUCAACUGUACAUGAGUAGAUGUAAACAUAUAGGAGGAGAUGAUAUUGUAAAUGAGGUCUGAAAAGAGAAAUAGGUUAAUUAAAUGAGCAAAACUUUAUUCAGAGAAACAAAAGAAAGCAGUGCAGCUGGAAAUAGAUGUAAAGUCUCUCAGCAGCAGGCUGCAGUUUUGAGGUGGCUGUGACUUGUUGACUUAAUUGUAGAACUGGUUGUUCAUUUAUUUGGCAAUAUAAUCACCAGUUAUAUUGAUUUCCAUUAA